This is a messenger RNA of Pseudomassariella vexata, 1272 nucleotides long. Its product is annotated as glycoside hydrolase family 28 protein. Lineage: Eukaryota; Fungi; Ascomycota; Sordariomycetes; Amphisphaeriales; Pseudomassariaceae. Gene Ontology annotation, molecular function: polygalacturonase activity. Gene Ontology annotation, biological process: pectin catabolic process. The record is from RefSeq and is a predicted model, not a curated record. Gene Ontology annotation, cellular component: extracellular region. The transcript has 6 exons. Bases 1 to 1272 code for a protein of 423 amino acids.
AUGUUUUCCUGUAUCUUCACCUUCAGCCUCCUGGCAACUCAAGCUGCUGCCUACUUCCUCCCAGAAGACCUCCCGUCUGUCAAGACAUGCACUGUGCCCAAGAACACCCCUUCUCAGGUUGAUGACACUCCUAUAAUCAAGGCAACGACUGCAGAAUGCGGCGACACCUCGCGUGUCAUCUUCCAGGCUGGGGUGACUUACAAUCUCAUGACACCCCUUGAGCUCAAGGGCUUGAACAAUAUUGAGCUUGUGUUCAAUGGAAACCUCACCCUUCCCGACAACCUCACCUACGUCGAAUCCGUUGUGGGAAACCCGACUAUGUAUCCGGGCCACUGGAUUACUAUCAAGGGCACCAAUGUCACAUUGACUGGCAGUAAUGAUCCAUCCGACGGGUGGUUCAUUGGACAUGGAGAGCUAUGGUGGUCAGCUGGGGAGUCUGACAGUGAUAAUGACUACAGACCGCAUUUCUUCAGUCUGGGUGUAACGAAUCUUCGCGCUCGUGAACUCAAAGUCUGGAAGCCCGUUGCUUGGGUAUUCAGCUUGGGUGGCAGUAAUGUAUGGAUGACCGACACUUUGGUCGAUGCGAAGUCGAACGAUGGCUUCCCUUUUAAUACUGAUGGAAUCGACAUGUCCGCCAGCAAUUCCCUCAUCGACGGUUUCACCAUCUACAGUGGCGACGAUAUGAUAAAUAUUUCACCACCGACCACCAAUGUCACAGUUCGCAAUAUUUAUACCUCCGGUGGCCACGGCGUCUCUGUAUCAUGUUCUUCGGGCACAGGAGGCGACUAUCUGUUUGAAAACGCCAUCGUCGAGAAUAGCUUAAUGGGUGCGCGGUUCAAAGGGUCGCUUGGCACCACUUGCCAGCUUUACAAUGUAAUGUGGAGGAACUUCACAAUCCACAACACGGGCUACCCUAUUCACUUCAUCGAAAACUACGUCGACCAGGAAAAGGGAAUCGGGCCUGGCGUCAAUACCAGCCUCGCUGCAUAUGGGACCAACUUCACAUGGGAAGACAUCAAGGGGCAGACCGGAAAGAGCUUGAACGACGGCAGCUGCAUCAGCGACCCUUGCUGGAGCGCCACUCUAGGUGGAAACAACAGCAAAGCUUUGUACUUACUGUGCAAAGAUGCGGCACACUGUCAGAACUUCCACUUUUCCGGAAUCAACCUCCUAGGCUACGAUGGCGAGCCGGGGGUAAUGGAGUGCACAGGAUUGGAGGGGGAUAAAACAAUGGGUGUCGCGUGCACAAACGGCACUAUAAGUUUGAACUGA